AUGGGUCGAUCAGCCAAGAUGGCCAAGCGCCCAGUCAGUCCUUGAACGCUCUUUUCACCCUUUUGGAGAACGGAACUAAAGCUGACCGUGAACAUCAUCCCUCCCUCCCCACUCACCACACCUCACCCCAUCCACGCCCAACCCCCUCCGCAUCCCCACUAGACCAAAGCCGAAAAGCUCUCUCGCCAAGUGAACGCGCCCAUAUCUACCCUCAACCGAUCCCAACGACUACGCUCCCUCUCCCCCGAUCUCGCCACCACCUCCACCUCCACCUCCACCUCCACCUCGACCAGCUCCACCUCGAUCCCCUUGUUCAACACUUCUCGGAAAGGCGCUCUUGUCCCACCAAGACCCCGAACAGCCACAGUAACCACUUCAACAACCGACCUUACCGAACCCGACUUGGAAUCGGACAUGAACUUGCACCUGAGCGCACCUUCAAGCACAAGCAUCGACCUCGUCUCUUCCCUCUCUUCCACCACCACCACCACCAACACCCCAACAGCAGCUCAUUCACAUUGGUCUUCCGAAUUCCCGCUCUCCAAACAACAACGCAAACCCUCCACCACCUCGGACAAACUCAAGAAAGCUCAACGUUCCAUCUCGAACGACGCGCGAAAAGUCGAUCGCAAGAUCACCGGUCGUGGAACGGGGGUAGUAGGAGGAGGGGGUAAAGGUUUGAAGGGGGGAAAAGACAAGUUCCGCUUGGGGGUUGAUUACGUGACGUUGCAUGAGAAGAGGAAUGGUGGCGAGAGGUUUAGUAAGAAAUUGAGGUAA
Microbotryum saponariae is the source of this 777-nucleotide messenger RNA. NCBI's taxonomy places the organism in Eukaryota, Fungi, Basidiomycota, Microbotryomycetes, Microbotryales, Microbotryaceae. The record is from the annotation of a GenBank genome assembly.